This is a messenger RNA of Cottoperca gobio, 1019 nucleotides long. It is a transcript of the gene iah1, whose product is annotated as isoamyl acetate hydrolyzing esterase 1 (putative). The transcript has 6 exons. Lineage: Eukaryota; Metazoa; Chordata; Actinopteri; Perciformes; Bovichtidae. The record is from RefSeq and is a predicted model, not a curated record. The coding region runs from base 68 to 796 and encodes 242 amino acids. Gene Ontology annotation, molecular function: hydrolase activity, acting on ester bonds.
GUGUGGUUAUGCGUCACAACAACCUCCCCUAAAACCGGAAGUUUGGUUUUGUGCAGCCAGUUUCAUUAUGUCUAAUUUUAAAACAGUAAUUUGGCCUAAAGUGGUUUUAUUUGGGGACUCCAUCACACAGUUUUCAUUUCAAGCCAAUGGUUGGGGUGCAGACAUUGCCAACAAACUAGCAAGAAAGUGUGACGUUUUAAAUAGAGGACUGUCUGGUUACAACUCCAGAUGGGCUAAGAUAGUGCUUCCUCGCCUCUUCAACAGCCCAAACUCAGCAGACAACAACAUAGCUGCUGUCACUGUCUUCUUUGGAGCCAACGACUGUGCACUGGAAGAUAAAAACCCACAACAGCACGUUCCUCUGCAGGAGUAUUCAGAGAACCUGAAGGAGAUCACCAAGCUUCUGGCUUCAGCAGGAGUGUCAGCAAACAGAGUUAUCUUCAUCACCCCUCCACCUCUUCAUGAGCCCGCCUGGGAGAAGGAGUGCAUUCUGAAAGGAUGUCCACUCAAUCGCCACAACUCUGCAGUGGGGCAAUAUGCCCAGGCGUGUGUCCAGGCUGCCAGUCAGUGUGGUGCUGACGUCCUGGACCUCUGGACACUCAUGCAGAAAGAUGGACAGGACUACACAGUCUAUCUGUCUGACGGGCUGCAUCUGUCACAGAAGGGAAACCAGUUUGUGGCUGAGCAUCUGUGGGGGCUGCUGGAGAGCCGUGUGGCCGACCUGCCCUUCAUACUGCCUUACUGGGGAGACGUAGACGCCAAGAGCCCCGAGAGCAGCCUCCUCUGUGACCAGUGAAGGAGAAGGGGUUGGAUUUGAAGAACAUCUUAAAAGAUCUGCAGGGCUUGGAAAAUCUCUGGAGAACAAACCUCUCAGCGGCACUCCUUUGUUGCACUAGUUGAGAACAGUGGACUGCAUUCCUGCUAUCAAGCAAUGAAGGAGAUGUGAUUUAUUUUGCCAGUAAAAUGCAAGACAAUGUAUCAAUGCUUAAAAUGAACAAUAAAGAUUUUUUUUAUUUUGG